UCUAACGAAACAAAUGAUCAGUUUCCCGUUUGCUUUCCCGCUUGCCUCCAGCUCGCUCGGCCCGCCGAUAUUUAUUCGCUGGUUCCAACCGUCAGUGGCGCUGCUGCGGCAUUUUGUGACUCUGAUUACGAUGACGAACUAAUUUCACGAAAUUUUCAACGAAGUUUCAAAAAACUGUAAACCCUAGUCAUCGAGCAAGAUAGGACUUGAGUGGCGGAGUUCUCGGCAUCACUGCUUCCAUGCCGCCUAAGAUAGAGAAAAACGAUUCCCAAGUCGUUAUUAUUGACAGCAGCGACGACGAGAAUGGCGCGGUGCCUGGAACAAGUAAUGCGGCUUUCAACAAAACUCCGUCAGAGGCGGGGCCACUGUCACUGUUUCAGCAACAGAACAACCUUGAAUCAAACACAGUAUCCUUGGUGCCUGGCAAUGUCGUGCCCCGUAGCUUCUGGAAAGCUGGGGACUACGUUGUUGGUCCAAUUGUGAAGCCACCUCCUGUUCAAGGUUACUUGGAGCACGCUCGUGUCCAUCCCAAGUUUCUUCAUUCUAACGCAACCUCUCACAAGUGGGCUUUUGGGGCAAUUGCUGAGCUCAUGGAUAAUGCUGUUGAUGAGAUUCAAAAUGGUGCAACCUUUGUAAAGAUUGAUAAGCUUGAUAUCAUGAAGGAUAAUUCACCAGCAUUGCUUGUCCUGGAUGAUGGUGGCGGGAUGGAUCCUGAAUCAUUACGAAAAUGCAUGAGCUUGGGUUAUUCAUCGAAGAAGUCCAAGACAACUAUUGGACAAUAUGGCAAUGGAUUCAAGACUAGUACUAUGAGACUAGGUGCAGAUGUCAUUGUUUUUAGUCGUGCUAUGCGAUCAAGUAGGAAGACACAAAGUGUGGGUCUACUGUCCUAUACCUUUCUGCGAAGAACAGGGCAAGAUCACGUUAUUGUUCCACUGAUAGAUUUCGACAUAUCUGGCCACUGGGCAGAGCCAGUUAUUUAUAGCUCAGAGGAAGAUUGGUCAGCCAAUUUGAAAACAAUCCUUGAUUGGUCUCCAUUUGCUUCAAAGGAGGAACUAAUGCUUCAGUUUGAUGAUAUUGGUUCCCAUGGAACGAAAGUUGUAAUAUACAAUCUAUGGUUGAAUGAUGAAGGCGUAUAUGAAUUGAGUUUUGAUGAUGAUGCUGAGGAUAUCAGGCUGAGAGAUGAAGUAAAUCGUGGGGAUGUGAAAAAGUUGAACAAAAAAGCUGUUCAGCUUCAGUCACAUAUUUCUUAUCUGUUCCAUUAUUCAUUAAGGGCUUAUGCUUCAAUGCUGUACCUCAGAAAAUUUCCCAACUUCAAAAUCAUAUUAAGGGGACAACCCGUGGAACAGUUUGACAUUGUAGAGGAGCUGAAACAUUCACAAGUAGUUACAUAUAAGCCCCAGCUUGGCAUGGCAUCAAAGGAGGUUACAGUGAUGACAACCAUUGGUUUUGUAAAGGAAGCUCCCUCUCUUAAUGUUUCUGGAUUUAAUGUGUACCAUAAAAAUCGCCUGAUCAAGCCUUUUUGGAAAGUAACAGGAGAUGGUUCAUCUAAAGGGAACGGUGUUGUAGGAGUUCUUGAAGUGAAUUUUGUAGAACCAGCCCAUGACAAGCAGGAUUUUGAGAGAUCAUUGCUGUUCAUUAGGCUGGAAUCCAGGCUGAAACAAAUGACAAUGGAAUACUGGAAAAGUCAUUGUCACUUGGUUGGCUAUCAACCACCAAAUUUCAAGUCACGUAAUGUGCCACAUGGAAGCGAAGUCCAACAUUCAACUGGACAUUUAAGUAAAUCUCAAGAUGAGUCGCUUGCUGUUCAACGAGCUAUUGGUAUGGCAGAGCAUCAAGAAGAUUCUAGUUUAGAUCAGUCAAUUGCAGGUCUUCCAGCAAAUGUGCAGUACUUGCAGGAGCAGCAUGUAGUAGGAGCUCCAGGGUCCCAAUCUGUUGAUCAGAUCCGUGAUGAGAACUUGAGACUUUUCUGGAGGUGUGAGGAACACAUGCGUAAGGAGACUGAGCUGAAACAGAUGGUUGAGAACUUGGAAAAGGAGUUGGAGGAAGCUCAAGGGAAGUGUGCUCAACUUUCUUCGCUCUUGGAGGCUAAGAGGAGGCAGAAGAAAAUAGAACUGAAAAAAAAUUGAGAAACUGUUUUAGCAACGAUUGGCUUUGGCGGAUGAAUGAGUUAGUGAUGAAUCUUUGCUGAAGCCUGAAAGUUGCUUCUUUGAUCUUCUGAGGUUUCUUUGAUGACCUCUUUUUGUUCGAGGGGACUAGUCAGUGAUCCAAAUUUCUUUGGAUUCCUUUAUUGAGCUAGACUACCGCUAGUCCAGCUAAGUAUUUUUUUGAGCUUCGCGAACGCAAGAACUUCUGUAAAUUUCAUCUGUUGGGCUGCUCUGUCAUUAAUUCCAUCAAUUUAUUGGGAAAAGAAAUUCUAUCUUUAAUUUCCAGUACAAUUUUAUUGUCGUUUGCUUGUCAGGUUACAUUUAAGGUGGUAAUAAUUAUUGUGAAAUCAA
This is a messenger RNA of Prosopis cineraria, 2495 nucleotides long. RefSeq names its product protein MICRORCHIDIA 2-like. The record is from RefSeq and is a predicted model, not a curated record. NCBI's taxonomy places the organism in Eukaryota, Viridiplantae, Streptophyta, Magnoliopsida, Fabales, Fabaceae. Gene Ontology annotation, cellular component: nucleus. The transcript is spliced from 17 exons. Bases 240 to 2126 code for a protein of 628 amino acids. Gene Ontology annotation, molecular function: ATP hydrolysis activity.